Molecule: messenger RNA, 160 nt
Organism: Cetraspora pellucida
Lineage: Eukaryota; Fungi; Glomeromycota; Glomeromycetes; Diversisporales; Gigasporaceae
Source: the annotation of a GenBank genome assembly
AUGGCAAACAAAAAACAGCCAGAAUGGCAUGUUCCAAUCUCUACUGAAUCUCUACCUACUCUGAAAAUUUACAAUUCCCUUACAAGGACAAAGGAAAACAGAUCAGCUGGUACAAUUGUGGCCCUACGGUUUAUGACGCGGCACAUCUUGGACAUGCCAG